Messenger RNA from Saccharomycodes ludwigii, 2364 nucleotides. RefSeq names its product serine/threonine protein kinase regulatory subunit ATG13 (gene ATG13). Lineage: Eukaryota; Fungi; Ascomycota; Saccharomycetes; Saccharomycodales; Saccharomycodaceae. Bases 1 to 2364 code for a protein of 787 amino acids. The transcript has a single exon. The record is from RefSeq and is a predicted model, not a curated record. Gene Ontology annotation, biological process: mitophagy; piecemeal microautophagy of the nucleus; autophagosome assembly. Gene Ontology annotation, cellular component: extrinsic component of membrane; Atg1/ULK1 kinase complex; phagophore assembly site.
AUGCCUAGUUUAAACAAAGCUACAUAUCAUACACAUAGCAUAACCCCGCUGAUUCAUCAGUUUUUCCAAAAAACAGCUUUUCUAAUAUGCCAUUCAAAAACUGAGAGUUUCUUUUCAGAGGAUGAAAAAGAUUUCCUAAUUAUCAACAAUGAUAAUAAUAGAGCAACUGGUUUAUACCAAGAAGACUUGGAUUUGGAAGAAUCCCUAGCAGAAUGGUUACAAUCUGAAGAUCUCACAAACUUGCCACCAUUGGUAAUAGAGACAUAUCUAGACUUGAGGUUAUUAAACUCACACCAUACAGUAUACCUAAGGGAUAAGGAACAUAAUUCAUGGAACGUUUGCAAAGGUGGCAAAAAAAAUGAAGUUGUUUUAGAAAGAUGGCUUAUAGAAUUGGAUCGACAAACAGAUAAUACUUCAGUUGCCACCACCACCAUUCAAGAUGACCAGGAAGAACAGGAAUUCAUACAUAGAUUUGACGAUAAACUUGUUUUACUACUACGAUAUCUUUACACUUUAAUAACACUAUUACCAUCAAAUGAUCUAUAUUUAAGAUUGUUAAAAAAUUCCACUGGAAUUUUAACUGACCAUUUGUUAGAUGUGAAAACUAGAAUAUUAAAUGGGUCUAAGCCAAUUUUAUCUAAAGGAAGAGUGGGUUUAAGUAAAAAUAUCAUUAGCACCUAUUCUAAUAUGGUUAAUGAAUCAAAUAUCUUAGCAUCACAUUUAGAACAGAGAAGGGUUACUCCUAUCGGCACACCUUUAGGCCUACUAAGAGUAAGUGUGUCCUACAGAAAGGAUACCCGCUUUUAUGUUAUAGAUGACACUGCAAGCUCUUCAGUUGUUUUUUCAUCUUCAUCAUCUUUUUCACAACAACAUUCAACUUCCAAUAAUAGUGUAUCCCCCAUAGUUUCAUCGUUGAGAAGAAAAUCCAGAUCAAGUAAUAUUGGGCCAAACAGAUCUGCAUCUAUUUCUCCCACUUCAAUAGGAAGUGGAAAUUCAGGGACAUUGGAUAAUAGUGGAAGUAGUAACAGUAUUAAGGGAAGAUCAUCCAGUCAUACCAAGUCUUCGUUGCAGCCAUUUAAGGUGGGGUCUGUUGGCAGUGGUUCCAUUCAAGCCAUUCCAAUAAAAAGAAACCCUUCCAGCUCAUCCGUUAUUGCAACCUUAAGGGCCCAAAGAUCGAGUAAUGGCUCAGGGAAUAAUGGAUCGGUUCCAAAUACCAAUUCUUUGUUAAACCCAGCGAAUAAUAACAAUGGUAGUAGUAACGGAGGCUCCUUCAAUCAUGAACAACUUAAUGUCAAAUAUUCUUCCUCUUUUGAUAAGGUUCGUCGCCAUUCAAGUGUUAGAAGAUCCGAAGAAAGUGCUGAAAGAAGUUUAAAGGCAUUUCGUUCACACAAUGAAACAUUUGAUAAUACGACACCAACAACACUGCACCAAGCGGGUAUUGCUGAUUCCAAUUUUAACGAUGACACCAACGAAUUGCUUGAUUUUAUGAAAUUAUUGGAUGAACCUGGUGGAUUGACUUCUUUAAGCCUUGCUGAUAAUAAUAAUCAUGAUAAUCAUGAUAAUAAUGAUAAUAAUAAUAAUAAUAAUAAUAAUAAUAAUAAUAAUAAUAAUAAUAAUAAUGCUAACAACAAUAAUAAUAAUGCUAACAACAAUAAUAAUAAUGCUAACAAUAAUAAUAAUAAUAAUAAUCAACAUUGGAAUUCCAUUUCCAAUUCUAUAUUAAAGUUUCAAAAUAUGAAAUUUGAAAGUGAGAGUUUGGGGGAAAGUUUAUCAAUGAGUGUUUCUCUAUCUAAUGUGAACAAUGAUAAGAAUAGUACUACUCACAACAUUAGCGAUAUGGGGGAACAUCCCUUUGGGUUUUCACCAGCAUCAAAUCCAAACAGUUUAGGAUAUCAUGAACAGCUUAAGGUUUCUAUGGAUCCAUCGGGACACAACAGUCGUCGUACCAGCACAUCAGGUGAUUAUCCUAUCAAUAAACUAAAAGGUAAAAGAAGAAAUUCCAGUACUGGUAAUUUUGGCUAUACGAGCGAUGGGUGUGCCAGUGGGAGUAGUUCUAAUAACGACAAUCAGCUUGCUAAAAACAAUGUUACCAUGAAAAAUGAUGAUGGACAACAAUUGUUAGUAUCCGACGUUCUAAAAACAUCGUCACCCUCUUAUUCCGUGGCUUUAUUUUCUAAUUCCUUCCCUAAAACACAUUUAACGUCAAUAGAACAAUUUUCUAGUGCAACUACAAUGGCUACCCCCGCACAUGCGAAGGUACAUAGGGCAAAUGCCACAGAUUACACCACUAGUGAUAAAACGCAGGGUAAAGAUGAAGAUGACGAAUUACUUUUUUUUAUGAGUGACAUGAAUAUCAACAAGUAA